Molecule: messenger RNA, 553 nt
Organism: Camelina sativa (false flax)
Lineage: Eukaryota; Viridiplantae; Streptophyta; Magnoliopsida; Brassicales; Brassicaceae
Source: RefSeq, a predicted model, not a curated record
CGCGUAAAACCAUAGAGAAACCCUAAAAAUGUAAAAUACUCAACUUUACGAGAGAUCUCAUCUCACCACAAAACCAAAAAUCAAAAUCUAUGGCGGAAGACCAAGAAUCACCAAUCCGACCGGAGUUUCCAAUAGGAAGAGUGAAAAAGAUAAUGAAACUCGACCAAGACAUCAACAAAAUCAACUCAGAAGCUCUUCACCUAAUCACCUACUCAACCGAGCUCUUCCUCCACUUCCUCGCCGAGAAAUCAGCUGUCGUAGCGGUGGAGAAGAAGCGUAAGACUGUUAGUCUCGAUCAUUUGAGAACCGCCGUGAAACGACACCAACCUACUUCCGAUUUCUUACUCGAUUCGCUUCCCUUACCGUCUCAGCCUGGACGACAUACCAAAACUGCUUCCGACAAGAAAGCUCCUCCGCCGCCGCCUGUUGGGACUCGCCGUAUUGAUGAUUUUUUUCAGUAAAGGGAAGGCCAAGAUGACGAGAAAUAGAGCAUAAAGAUGCAAGGAGCUUCUUAUAUUCAUCAACUCUCAGGGGAACCUAUCUUUUGCUCGAG